AUGGAGCAUCUCGCUUGUUUUUCCGGUGGAAUGCUUGCACUUCAUUCAGCCAAUGCCGACAAUUCGACAGUAGCUGCGCAUUACCUCGAUCUUGCCGAAAAGAUAGCCCACACUUGCCACGAAUCAUAUAUCCGCACAGCUGUUGGAAUUGGCCCAGAAGCUUUCCGUUUCACCAAAGAUGUCGAAGCUAAAGCUGUAUCCAUGAACGAGAAGUAUUACAUUUUACGACCGGAGGUUGUUGAAACAUGGUUUUACCUUUGGCGCAUUACUAAACAAGACAAAUAUCGAGAAUGGGCUUGGGACGUAGUCCUUGCCUUAGAAAAAUAUGCGAAGGUACGUCCAUACAAAAGUCUCGAUUGUGUCAUCUCCCUUCGUUUCAUCUAUACUUCCUUUGUGGAAGCGGGCUACUCAGGAAUUCGUGACGUGUAUUCUGUUCCCGUCGAACACGAUGACGUUCAACAAUCGUUCUUGUUUGCCGAACUUUUCAAAUAUCUAUACUUGAUUUUCGCUGACGACAAUGUCCUGCCAUUAGACAGAUGGGUUUUCAAUACUGAAGCGCAUCCAUUCCCUGUUCGAAGCUAA
This is a messenger RNA of Strongylus vulgaris, 582 nucleotides long. NCBI's taxonomy places the organism in Eukaryota, Metazoa, Nematoda, Chromadorea, Rhabditida, Strongylidae. The record is from the annotation of a GenBank genome assembly.